Molecule: messenger RNA, 295 nt
Organism: Amorphotheca resinae ATCC 22711
Lineage: Eukaryota; Fungi; Ascomycota; Leotiomycetes; Helotiales; Amorphothecaceae
Exons: 1
Coding region: 14-211 (65 amino acids)
Source: RefSeq, a predicted model, not a curated record
AUUCGAUAUCAAUAUGGAUCCAUAUACUGGAAUUCUAUCCACCCAUCUAUCUAUCUAUAUCUAUGUAUACCAAGCCAGCCAGCCGGUUGUUACAACCACACUACACUACUAUCUUAUAACCGUAGCCAACUCCCGUCUAUCCAGAAAAAGAAUAAAACAAACAAACAAACAGACAAGCAGGCAUCAUAGCUAUAUCUGUCUGCAUGUCUAGGUAGGUAGAUUACCCCGCGUGAAUGAAAAACCCCCACAAAACGCACAUAUAUCCUGCUCCAUACAUGCAUGCAUGCAUGUUGGU